This is a messenger RNA of Pseudomyrmex gracilis, 7301 nucleotides long. It is a transcript of the gene Sbf, whose product is annotated as myotubularin-related protein 13. Lineage: Eukaryota; Metazoa; Arthropoda; Insecta; Hymenoptera; Formicidae. The transcript has 12 exons. The record is from RefSeq and is a predicted model, not a curated record. The coding region runs from base 733 to 6876 and encodes 2047 amino acids.
AGUCUAAUAUCGCAUUGCCGCGUUUGUACAAAGAUUUCGAAAGCGUUAGUUGACUAUGAAUUUAGAGCUUUCUAAAGUUUUCUAUUCGUUAGCCAAUCAAACCUUUGUGCAAAAAAACGCACCAAUGCAGUUUGGCUUUAACUUUUGAAAUGGCGAGAGAAGCUCGACUGCGCGAAUGGCGGCGUUCUCGUCUUUGUUUUGGGUAGCCGUGGUGUGUUCGGUGUGUGUCUGUGCGCGAAUUCAACAGAUAUUCGAUGUGGCGUUUGCAUCCGGGAGGUUAUGGGAUUGAUGUUUCGGGGUGUGGCAUCGUUUCGUUAUUCGACUGGUCCGCGAAAUGUUUGCGAGAUUGUAAAAUGCAGUAGCAACAUAAACGUCGCGUUAAAACGUUAGGUCCGAAAUAUGUCGCGAUAAUUGGUGACAAUUACGAAGGAUUCGCCCGGGAAGGAUUCUUCGUGCGUAUUUUUUUCUUGUGUUUUCUUUUUUUUUUUUUUUUUUGGUUUUUGCCGUGAGAUCUGUUUGUGACACUCUUUUGUCGUGAUUAAGACAACAAGAAGAGAAAUCUCAAGACGCAAAGCGAAAGUGAUAUGUUCGCAAAACUUUCAAAUCGAUCCGCGCGUUAACGCGCGACGUUGUUCUUGAUAAUUCACGCGUAGUUAUAUCGUAGUUGUCAAGCUGCACGACGACGAGGCAAAUUGUGGUCCAUGAAAUCACGUGUAAUAAACACAACGUGGGAUGUUGAGCGCAACCGCCCUCAUUCAGCCCCACGAAUACACCGAGAUGUCUCGGUUAGCCGACUAUUUUGUUGUAGUCGGCUACGAUCACGAGAAAGAAAGAGGUGGUGUAAGUAAUGGAGUUAUAUUACAACGAUUUCCUGAAAAAGAUUGGCCUGAUACACCUUUUAUUGAAGGAAUAGAAUGGUUUUGUCAACCGCAAGGAUGGGCCUUGUCAACAGAGAGACAAGAGCCACGUUUUUUUGUUUCGAUAUUAACGGAUAUUGAUGCAAAUCGACAUUAUUGCGCCUGUAUGUGCUUCAAUGAAACUGUAUCGAUUACACCGAGCAAACAUGUGGACGAGGAAGAGGAUCCUGUAGAUGGUGAUAGUAGUCGGUCGCUAGUCAGGCCAUUACCUGCCAUUGCACAUCACAGCAUUAUGUAUGCACCCAAAUGUCUGGUGCUGGUUUCCAGACUUGAUUAUAUAGAAACAUUUAGAAAUUGUCUUGGAAUUAUUUACACAGUAUAUGUGGAGAAUGUUGGAAUACCCUUAGAGACAUUAGUUGGAAACAUAUUAGGAUGUAUUCAAGUACCUCCAGCUGGUGGACCGCAAGUGCGAUUCAGCAUCGGGGCGGGAGAUCGUCAGGCGCUUCAGCCACCAAUUAGUCCUUCUCUUCCUAUUACUCAUACUAGUGUAAACUUAUUAUUUCAGCAACUAGGUAUUCGUAAUGUGCUAGUGUUAUUUUGCGCAGUCAUGACAGAACACAAGAUACUUUUUCACUCCGCCAGUUAUUCCCGACUGACUGAAGGAUGUCGCGCUCUGACGGCAUUGAUGUAUCCAUUCAGAUACUCGCACGUUUACAUUCCUCUUUUGCCAGCGGCUUUAGUCGAAAUACUCAGCACUCCAACUCCAUUUAUUAUGGGUGUGCACAGUUCCUUGAAGCACGAAGUUGCGGAACUUAUGGAUGUAAUAGUCGCUGAUCUUGAUGGAGGCUCUAUAACGGUUCCAGAUGGUGUUUCGCUCGCUUUGCUGCCGGAACCGUUACUCUCACAAACGCAGGAUGCAUUGUCCUUGGUAUUGCAGCCAGAAUUAGCGUGCGCAGAUUACGCUUUUCCUCCGCUUGCUACCAGGGCACCACAUUCGCCUAUGCUCGACAAAGAACUUAGAGCUGUGUUUAUGAGAACGUUUGCUCAAUUGUUACAAGGAUAUCGUAGCUGUUUGACACUAAUACGAAUACAUCCGAAACCAGUUAUAACCUUCCAUAAAGCGGCGUUUUUAGGAGAAAGAGGUUUGACGGGUUGUGAUUUCACCACGCGAGUCUUGGAUUGUAUGUUUUUUACGUCUUUUAUUGCGGAACGAGGACCGCCGUGGAGGCCUUGCGACGUAUGGGAUGAGCUGUACAGUACUCUGAGCGAUCAGUUGAAGCAGGAGGCUCAGGAUCAUCGAGUUAUCUUGACACAUAUCCAAGAAUUGGCGCAACAAUUAUAUUUAAACGAAAAUCCAAAUCCGCAACCGUAUGUGCAGAAGAUCUUAAAGCCACCCGAGGGCGCAUUCGCGAGAAUUCAUCAGCCUCUCUUGCCACGUAUCAAUCCUGAACAAGUUCAAGCGAUCAUCGACGAAGGCCUCGCAAAAAAUAAUCUCAAAGUACGACUGUCUUCCUUACGGCCGAUUCAGCCUCGUAUCGUGCCAAUGGGUCCGCACAUCUCGUUCGUUCAUGAUACUAGACACCUGGUCAGCAACUCCGCUCGUAGACUCGAAGUAUUACGUAAUUGCAUCAAUUGUAUAUUCGAGAAUAAAAUUUCAGAUGCUCGCAAAACGUUUCCGGCCGUCUUGCGAGCUUUGAAGAGCAAGGCCGCUCGUUUAGCACUUUGCAUGGAACUUUCUCAACAUGUAGUUGGAAAUAAAGCCAUGUUGGAGCAUCAGCAAUUUGAUUUGGUCGUACGUUUGAUGAACUGCGCGUUGCAAGAUGACUCUUCGAUGGACGAGCACGGAGUCGCUGCCGCGUUGCUUCCACUUGCCACCGCGUUCUGCAGGAAACUGUGCACCGGCGUUAUCCAAUUUGCCUACACCUGCAUUCAGGAGCAUUCGGUAUGGCAGAAUCAACAAUUCUGGGAAGACGCGUUCUAUUUAGACGUGCAAAAAGAUAUUAAACGCCUGUAUCUGCCGGGCGACAAUUCGCCACCGAAGCUUAUAAACGAUUCCAUUCUGAGUCCUAUUAGUCCCCGAGACGGCAAGGAAUUUCCAUAUCGUGAUCGAUAUUCCAUAUAUCAGGUUCAAGAACCCUCAGCGCUAGAAAUAGCUGCAGAUCAAAUGCGUAUCUGGCCUUCCAUCAAUCCCGAGAAGCAGAAGGAACUUGUAAACAGCGAGGAAAGCACCAUGUACAGCCAGGCCAUUCAUUACGCCAAUCGAAUGGUAUAUCUGUUAGUGCCGCUGGAUAUUGGCUCGAAGACGCAUCGUCAAGAUCACGUUUACGACGAAGAACGUGCUAGCAACAGCAUCACAAACAGCGUGGCGAGUGACAGCGGAGAUGCCGAAUCUGGAUUCGAGGAGACCGAUCCGGGUGAAACCGGCAGUGCCGUCAUUCGAAUGGUAUCGCGAUUCGUCGAUCGUGUCUGCAAUGAGGGUGGCGUUAGCGCCGAACACGUGCGCUGUCUGCACCAGAUGGUCCCAGGCGUUGUUCACAUGCAUAUCGAGACGCUCGAGGCGGUCCAUAGAGAAAGCAAGAGACUACCGCCGAUACAGAAGCCAAAGAUUCUGACGCCUAAUAUGCUGCCCGGCGAGGAAGUAAUAAUGGACGGUUUGCGCGUUUACCUGCUGCCCGAUGGCCGGGAAGAAGGCUCUGCGGGACUCCCCAAGAUACCGCCUCUCUUACCAGCUGAAGGUGCGAUCUUCCUUACGAAUUACAGAAUAGUAUUCAAAGGUAUACCGUGCGAUCCGUUCGCCUGCGAACAACUGGUUGUUCGUGCUUUUCCCGUGACGUCCUUGACGAAGGAGAAACGUGUUGCUGUGCAACAUUUGGCACAUCUGGACCAGUGUCUUCAAGAGGGCCUGCAAUUGCGCUCCUGCACGUUUCAAUUGAUCAAACUGGCCUUCGACGAAGAGGUCACGCCCGAAAAUAUCGAUACCUUAAGGAAAUUGGUGCACAAAGCACGAUAUCCGCCACAUAUUUUCCACCAUUUUGCAUUUAACGGUCAAAUCCUGGUUACGCAGACAGCGCAUCACAAAGGCAAGGAGAAAAAUGCGACUUUGAAAGGCUUUGCGAAGAAGACACUGCUGAAGACUGCGCGAAAGGCUGGUUUCAAGCCGAAACAAUCGUCCAAGCGGCAAAAAUAUGUAUUGCCAAAUAUGAAUCUCAUUAACAGCAAUAAGUACAUGACGUCACCUGGCCGGAUGAGUCUACCGAUGACCGAUAGCAACGAUCUUAGUCAUGACGAUGAUCUCAGCGUGGACGAUUUUGAGAUCCCCAGCAUGAUAACGCAGGCGCCACCUACUGAUGCCAAAACUCUGGAACGAUUAUCCGAGCGUAGCUACGUUAGAGAUUGGUACCGAUUAGGGCUUUAUACGAACGGGCCGCAUAACAAUCGUCGUAACGAACCGUUUCGAUUAACUUCGGUAAACUGCGCCUACAUGAUGUGCCGGAGUUAUCCCGCACUUCUAAUCGUACCUACUUCAGUAUCGGACGAAAGUAUUCGGCGAUUUUGUCGACUUCACCGGCACAGCAGGAUGCCGGUUGUCACCUGGAGACAUCCGCGAACAAAAGCGUUGUUGAUCAGAGGAGCGGGUUACCACGGAAAAGGUGUGAUAGGGAUGUUGAAAGCUCAUCCGACCUCUGCUAGUAAUCUGAAGACAACAUCGUCGGAGACCACUUCUUCUUUGGAGCACGAAAAAUAUAUGAUGGCGCUUGUCGCUGCGACGCCGCUGUCCGUAUUACGACAAGGCUCUGCCUGGGGAAUGUCCGACAGCUCUCUAAGCAUAGAUUCGUUACUACUGGCAGCGGAAGAUCGUAACGCUACGCCCGAACAGUCACGUCGCAAUUUGUUUAAUAAACCUUUGAGCACUCUGAGCUCGUCGGGCAGUAAAGGUCCUAAGAACUUCGGUCGAUGGGGAUCUUUAAAGGACAAGAGACACAAUUCACAAGCUUCUUUAACCUCCGUUCAUCAUCAGCGCGGAACCGUAAGACAUUCCGCGGAUUCUGACAGCGGCACAGAAUGCGUGCACACAUUCCAGCGCGCAGCUCUUUACAUUCUGGGCGAAAAAGCGCACAUGAAAGGCGUGAAGACAGAAUCCACUCCCAAGACGGACUUUAUCCCAGUAGAGUACUAUGACGUGAGACAUACGAAAGCGGCGUUUAAAAAGCUGAUGCGAGCGUGUGUGCCAAGUUCACCAAACAUGGAACCCGAUCAAAGCUUCUACAGGCUUAUUGAGAGCUCGGAAUGGUUGCAACAGCUACAGAACUUGAUGCAGUUAGCUGGAGCGGUAAUCGAUCUUAUGGACAUGCAAGGUUCGUCGGUGGCUGUGUGUCUGGAAGACGGUUGGGACACUACGACCACCGUUUGUUCUGUGGCGCAGGUGUGCCUCGAUCCUCAUUAUCGAACAAUCGAUGGCUUCAGAACAUUAAUUGAGAAAGAGUGGUUGGGAUUCGGUCACAGAUUUGGUCACAGAAGUAAUCUUGCCGCAAAUUCGCAGACAACCAAUUUCACGCCUACAUUUCUGCAAUUUCUCGACAUAGUUCAUCAAAUACAAAAUCAAUUUCCUUUGGCAUUCGAGUUCAACGAAUACUAUCUCAAAUUUCUGGCUUAUCACUCAGUGUCCUGUCGUUUUCGCACGUUCUUGUUGGACUGUGAAUUUGAUCGAGUGGAAUGUGGUAUUACCGCAAUCGAGGAUAAACGAGGAUCUCUGACGAGUCAUCACAAAGGUGUGGAUACUGGUAGUGACGACGAAACAAUUUAUCCUGGCGGUAGACUAGCGGGAACGAAUACCGGUUGCAAUCUCGGGCAAAGUAUAUUCGAUUACAUCGAAAAACAGCACGCGAGAUGCCCGUUGUUUUACAAUUUUAUGUACACGCCUAACACGGAGAAUCCUGUUUUGCGACCAGUAUCGCAUCUGCCGAGCCUUGAUAUAUGGCAGUUCUAUUUAGAAGAGGAAUUGGCACAUGGUCCGGCGUAUGAUUUGGAGGUAUUACAACAAGACUCCCAGCAAGAGGAAGAGGCCGAAGCUGCGGACGGUGUAGUAAAGAGCAACCGUAAAGUCGUAACUCAAGGAUACGACGGUGUCAGCACAAUGAUUCCCGAUCAGUUCUCGCAUCUUUUGGAAGAAAUUCAUAAGCUAGAGACCGAAUUGGGUCAUUUGCCACAAAAAUGGAAAGUACUUUGGGACAAACUCGAGCUACCGAACACCGACUCACUUGCUCGUCAUGCGUCAUUUAGUACGGCACUCGUGCGAAACCACGGUCGAUUGAUUCACAAACGGUCUACUCUGGAACUGUUAUUACGCGGCAAACUGGCUGGUGGAAACACUACUGGAAACGAAGGUUCUGUUUACGCACAUCCACACAGAUUCGAACGACUGGAUUCCGCGACGCCGACUCACUGCGACGCAUGUUCCGGAGUGUUAUGGGGUCCCGUAAAAGCCGGCUUAAGAUGUAUCGACUGCGGACACGUGUGCCAUGACAAAUGUGCGGACGCAGUGCCAAAAAAUUGCACAAAAUACAAGGCUGUGACAGAUAAUCUUCAAACUCACACACUUACAAGAAGUGGCGGCGAUAACGGAAGCGUAAAUUCGAGUGUAACGACUAUACAAACUUCUUCUCAGCAAUAUUACGAACAAUUUUCAAGUAACGUGGCGGAAAAUAGAACGCACGAAGGUUAUCUUUAUAAAAGAGGAGCUCUAUUGAAGGGUUGGAAACAGAGAUGGUUCGUAUUAGAUUCCAUAAAGCAUCAAUUGAGAUAUUAUGAUGCAGUGGAAGACUCGCACUGUAAAGGAUACAUAGAUUUGGCUGAGGUAGUAUCUGUUACUCCAGCUGCACCAAUGCCCGGACCACCAAAGAAAACAGAUGAUAAAUCCUUUUUUGAUCUUCGUACAAACAGACGGACGUAUAACUUUUGCGCUGCUGAUGCAGUCACGGCGCAGGAAUGGAUUGAAAAAGUUCAAGCGUGCUUACAAUAAAGUAUCUACAGUUUUUUCCUCUUUCUCUUUCUCUGUGUAUAUGCGUGCGUGGGUGGUACAAGCGUGUGUAUGUGCGUGUGCGUGCGUAUAAACGCGUCGCGACUACUUAGGUCUAAUUUAAAUUUUCUAGAUGUGACUGAUAUAGAGAGUAAAAUACAUUUUAAUUUUGUUACAUAAUCUGUAUAGUCUAAUUACAUCGCUUUAUAUAGACUGCAGUAAUCCUGCUUUAAGAAUUUUAAAACGUAUAUGAACUUCUGUUGGACUGAAAAUAUAGUAUCAUAAAUAUUGUGAUACAUCUCGGUAUAUCUUCGAUGUAGGAUUAGUAUUAUGAAUUAUAAAUGUACAUUGUGAUUAUGCCUCGUUAUGUUAAAUUUGUAUUCUCAUUUAAAAAAAGUUAUAUAAAUAUAUCGCGCCUGAAAACUUUU